This is a messenger RNA of Microtus ochrogaster (prairie vole), 819 nucleotides long. It is a transcript of the gene Nms, whose product is annotated as neuromedin S. Lineage: Eukaryota; Metazoa; Chordata; Mammalia; Rodentia; Cricetidae. Bases 70 to 627 code for a protein of 185 amino acids. The record is from RefSeq and is a predicted model, not a curated record. The transcript has 10 exons.
GAUUGGUGCUCAGCUGUUGGACUCUAGGAUGCUGCCGAUAAAGGCUCCUUACUGCCCUGGGCUGGACAGAUGCAGGGCAGGGAAUCAUCUCUGCCUCUGGACCCUGGGAAAGUGCUCACUGCCUCUCUGAACAACACACAUCUGUGGCCUGCAAAGAGGAGCCAGACCUCGAAGAUGAAACAUCUGCCUCCCCAGUUCCCUUCCGUCCUGGUCAUCUACUGCGUCUGUAUGCUGAAGAUUCCCUCCUCAGGAGUUUCUCAACCUUUAGCCGAUUCUCCAGAUGGCUUGGAUAUUGCGGAGCUUGAGCAACUGGUAUACUUUCUGAACCAGUGGGAGACACUUUAUAACCAACCUAAGGAAAACCAGGAUGUGUACAAAAGGUUUUUAUUUCACUACUCCAGAGCUCAGAAGCCGACACAUCCCACUAACUCUGAGUUUGUGCCCGUGCACCCGUUGAUGCGCCUGGCUGCCAAGCUCUCCAGCAGAAGGAUGAAAAGAUUGCCGCAUCCAGAUUCCGGGGCUGCUACUGUGGACUUUCCUAAGAAGGGACCCACUUCUACCUGGGGGCGGCCAUUUUUCCUUUUCAGGUCAAGGAAUGGAAGAUACAUUAACAACAAAUUCCAGUAGACAGAGCAAGGAUUCCAAUGGAACAGGAGAGUUUGGAGCUUUGGAGGAAAUGCCGAGUUACUUCAUGUGUAUAUUGAACAAUAUUUCUGUUGUCCUAUUGCCUCCAGAAUACUUACUUGUAUAAAAAAUAAAUCAGCACUGAUACAGCAUCUUUACUUUUGUUGUAAGGCUGUGGGAAUAAACAUAUUACAU